AUGUCGCCUUCUCGCCGUGAGAGACCAGCUCGAGCCAUUAGUCGGAGCUUAGGCGCUUUUUGCCACUGCUGUUGCGGGGAACUGGACUCGGACCACGAGGCAAGAUACGAAGCCACAGAGAGAGAGAGCGGAUUAGCAGGCGAACAAGCCAGACAGAGACCAAGCCAGACAGAAACCAGAGCUAGCCAGAGAACCGAACGAGCUAGAGACCUGAGCCAAGUAGAGAACCAAGCAAACCAGACGACCGAGCAAGCCAGACGACCGAGCAAGCCAGACGACCGAGCAAGCCGGACGACCGAGCAAGCCAGACGACCGAGCAAGCCAGACGACCGAGCAAGCCGGACGACCGAGCAAGCCAGACGACCGAGCAAGCCGGACGACCGAGCAAGCCGGACGACCGAGCAAGCCGGACGACCGAGCAAGCCGGACGACCGAGCAAGCCGGACGACCGAGCAAGCCGGACGACCGAGCAAGCCAGACGACCGAGCAAACCAGACGACCGAGCAAGCCAGACGACCGAGCAAGCCGGACGACCGAGCAAGCCGGACGACCGAGCAAGCCGGACGACCGAGCAAGCCGGACGACCGAGCAAGCCGGACGACCGAGCAAGCCGGACGACCGAGCAAGCCAGACGACCGAGCAAGCCAGACGACCGAGCAAACCAGACGACGCGAGCAAGCCAGACGACGCCGGCAAGCCGGACGACCGAGCAAGCCGGACGACCGAGCAAGCCGGAACGACCGAGCAAGCCGGACGACCGAGCAAGCCGACGACCGAGCAAGCGGACGACCGAGCAAGCCGGACGACCAGCAAGCCGGACGACCAAGCAAGCCGGACGACCGAGCAAGCCGGACGACCGAGCAAGCCAGACGACCGAGCAAACCAGACGACCGAGCAAGCCAGACGACCGAGCAAGCCAGACGACCGAGCAAGCCAGACGCAAGCCAUCAGGCAAAACUGCAUGCAAGCCAGUAUGAGUCACGCUUCCGAUCGGAAUUACUACAGCUUGAUCGACCGCCUGCAGACCCCGCCAAUUAA
Messenger RNA from Penaeus chinensis, 1038 nucleotides. Its product is annotated as brain acid soluble protein 1-like. The transcript is spliced from 2 exons. The record is from RefSeq and is a predicted model, not a curated record. NCBI's taxonomy places the organism in Eukaryota, Metazoa, Arthropoda, Malacostraca, Decapoda, Penaeidae. The coding region runs from base 1 to 1038 and encodes 345 amino acids.